Chrysemys picta bellii (western painted turtle) is the source of this 903-nucleotide messenger RNA. The record is from RefSeq and is a predicted model, not a curated record. Lineage: Eukaryota; Metazoa; Chordata; Testudines; Emydidae.
AUGCAUUUUUCCAACUCUUUUAGGAGCUACAGAAAAGGGGCACAUGAUGAUGAUAAAAUACCGCAUAUCAAAAAGAAAAAUGGGAUUGAGAGGUGGCACAGAGCUGUGUCUACUAACUGACUGAAAUAAAAUCUCCUGAUACCCAAAGAUGACGACUCCUCCAGUGGAAGUGACUCAGGUUGUCUUGAAAUCUGUGAAAAUGAGAAAAAAGGUUUUAUGACGCAUAUGAGGACAACAAUGGGGAAAAAUGCUUCCGUUCUAUCGAAGAACAUAUUAAAAAACUCAAACUACAUGAUGACGGCCUUAGGAUUUCCAAAAAUGAAAACAUGGAAACUUUCUCAGAAUGCAACCAUCCAGCUGGAUGUGAACGUCCUGGAGGAACAAGCAGAGAGGUUAACUGGGGAAAACACGGUUGUGAGAGCAAGGCAAACCAGGAGACACUUGUCGGUGACAUCUCUGACAGCUGAACUCCAAACGAAAACAGGAUUGGACUUUGACAGCACCAGAUCCAGCCCAUCUCAACUAACUUCCUCUCUCUUCUCCAAAAAGGACAGUUACUACCAUCUAAGACUGCCAAACGAAGUUCCUUGUUUGUCAAAAAAGAGGGGAAACUUUCUAGGCCUCAAAAAGAAGAAAAAGAAUGAGCGGACGCUGCCGUAUCAUUCAGGUGUGACAGCUGGAAAGCUUCAAAUGCAGGUGGAUGAUCGCUUAGAAAAAGUAACUGAAAAGUCCAUAGAUUUACUGACCCAGAAACAUGCAGAAUUCCAGCAGUGAGAGUUUCUGGGAGAGGAGAUACUUCAAUCAUCUAAGCAUUUUCAAUUGGCUUCUAAAAGAACCAUGAAGACAUAUAAACUAAAACAUAUGCAUUUCCCAUGCACAUGCUGUUGCUUAGACCCUUUUUAA